Molecule: messenger RNA, 858 nt
Organism: Talaromyces stipitatus ATCC 10500
Lineage: Eukaryota; Fungi; Ascomycota; Eurotiomycetes; Eurotiales; Trichocomaceae
Exons: 2
Coding region: 1-858 (285 amino acids)
Source: RefSeq, a predicted model, not a curated record
AUGGGGUUUGCCGGUGUGUUUAUAGCAGUAGUAAAAUUAUUUGAUGAUAGGACUGGUCGUGUUGUUGAGAUUGAGGAGAAGAGGGAGCUGCGAGAUGAGGAGUAUGUUCGAGAAGAGGAUGUUGAGGGGAGGAUCCAUGAUGUUGGACGUAUUUGUGGUCUGGUUGGUGGUGGAUAUGUUAGUGGAUUUCUAUUCGUAGCGGAUUUAAUCAUUAAUGAAGAGGCAUCGUACCGGAUAUUAGGACCAGAAAAGAUGUCUCACGCAAAUCCCACACCCGUCCCACCAACACAGAUCCUUUCGUCACGUCCCAUCUCUCAAUCCGCCGCCCUCGACUUCCUAAAAGCCUACCUCGACCGUGCCGCCAAUGACCCUUCUCUUCAACCAAGUGCCAUGAUCACCGAACAUGGCCCAGCCUCACGCACAACAGCCGCCGCUCCAAAUCUGACGCUACACAACCUCAAACGAAUCCAGGCAGGUCUUGCGGGCGAAAUCUUGGGCCGCGAUUUAUCAUUGAGUACCACAGCCGCCGAGACAACGCAAUCACGAACACCAAAGAAAUCAAAGGGCGAUAAAACUGGUGCUGGCGAUGAGAGAAAACAAGAAGAGCAAUGGGAAGAUAGAGAGAAAUGGGAGUUGGAACAAGGGCAGGGUCUUGGUGGUGAGGAGGAUGGCACGGAGUUGCUUAAUACUACGACUGGGGAGGAGAUUGAAGUUGAUGAGGAUGGGAUGCCGGUUACAGGUGUGAUUGAUAAAGAGGAGCGAAAGCGUAGGAAGAAAGAGAGGAGACAGGCUGAGAAGAAGGCUAGAAAGCAGCAGGCAAGGGAAGCUGGUGAGGAAGAGAUGGAGAUGAGUGAAUAG